Messenger RNA from Carassius carassius (crucian carp), 940 nucleotides. Its product is annotated as transmembrane protein 182-like. The transcript has 5 exons. NCBI's taxonomy places the organism in Eukaryota, Metazoa, Chordata, Actinopteri, Cypriniformes, Cyprinidae. Gene Ontology annotation, cellular component: membrane. The coding region runs from base 113 to 859 and encodes 248 amino acids. The record is from RefSeq and is a predicted model, not a curated record.
AAACUAUUUUUCACGCAGAUUGUGAGGAGUUACUUAAUUUCAGUGCCUUCUUUAUGUGGGAAGGAGGAGAGACUGUUUAACGCGAAGUAAACAACUGAGAAAGAUUGUCAUCAUGAAGUUACAUGUGGCAUUAUUUUUUGCUGGGCUCUUCGGUGCCUUGGCAACUCUUUUCAUUCUCUUGUCUUUUGGCACGGACUAUUGGCUCUUGGCAUCUGAGACCUGCAAUUCACAUUCAAAUGGUCCGGUUACUUUGCAGCGAGGUGAUAUUGUGGUUAACCAGGGUCAGGACCAAUUUAGUGAAGACCAGAACAUUACCUUUCAUCAUGAGGGCUUCUUUUGGCGCUGUAGCUUUAAUGAAAUCAUGAAUGAUGAUGAUCUGUGGAAGUUCUGGUUUGUAAAUCAGCCACAUGCGAGGGAAUGCAAACCUGCAUAUCUUCUUCCCUUUCCAUUCCCUGACCAGAGCUACAACACUACCAGUUAUCAGACUGCCAUAAUCUACAGAGGUUUCUGGAGCGUCUCUAUGUUGCUGGGUGUGGCUGCUGUGGUGGCCAGUGGUUUCAUUAUUAUUUGCGCAGCUCCAUUUGCCAAUCACUGCCUUUAUAAAGUAGGAGGUGGACUCUACCUCAGUUCUGGUUUCUUCCUUCUCGUUGUCACUGUUAUGUAUGUUUUUUGGUUAGAUGUUUUGGAUGUAAUAAGCUCGUAUAAGGAAUAUCAGAAGACGAAUAAGUGCUCUGAUUUCGAGCUCAGUAUGAGUUAUGGCCUCUCUUUCAUGUUUGCUCCGGUGGGCGUGUUCUUCUGUCUUCUAUCUGGUCUUCUCUUCCUGGUGAUUGGCCGAACAGUCCAACAUCAUUAUAACUGAACCUCGUGAACUCUUUCAAAACAAUUGCACAAAAUGCAUUAAAGUGAUAGUUGACCCCAAAAUUUAAAUUGUCAUAAUUUA